UCUAUAUACACGAAAAACACGUAUAGAUCUUAGAUCCCGUAUAUUGACACGGCUGACUGAUUGUUCUACAUCCUGCACUCAUACAAUAUCAUAAUAUAGAUGGACAGUGAAGACGCGUAUCGUGCAUUUUUUAUGUUUUCUCAUUGCUGGUUGAUUGUGCUACUACGCCCACAGUAAUAUGAUAUUUAUGUGUAGCCUAGGUUAUCCUAUAUCUAGUAGGUAGUUGGCAUUUGUGUUUGUCACGCUUCACUGCCUUCAAAAUACGCUUCAACAUUUUAGACAAAAUGAUGGACGAUUUCUUUAUACAUGUGGCCACCGGAGAUAAGAAAAAUGCCGGCACAGACGCUAAUGUGGCGAUCAUUCUUCACGAUGAAAAUGGCAACUCUACACAGCAGAUCAUCUUGGAUAACUUCUUCAAGAAUGAUUUUGAAAGAGGACAUUUGAACGUGUUUAGAGUCGCCCGUUCGAAACUAGGUUCAAUAGGUGAAGUGGGCAAGAUUGAGUUAUGGCGAGAUAAUGCUGGUUUUGGCAGUGAUUGGUAUGUGGAUAAAAUAAUUGUGGAGAACGCCAAGACGAAGGAACAAUCCGUGUUUCCUAUAUUACGUUGGAUUAAAGCUGGAUUCCACUAUAAGAUUAAACAUUUAGACACGUCCUUGCCACAAUAUGACAGACAUUGCGAACAGAGGAAGAUGGAAUUAGAGGAUAAAAAGAAAUUUUAUCAGUUUGAAUCCAAAUUACCAGGGUUACCUGUUCAGAUCAAGAUUCUACCCGACGACGAGUUGUUUUCCUUCGAUUACUUGUGGGAUAUAACAACUACUAAAGUGAAACUAUUAGCUUCUGGGAAAUACGCAAAUUGGACCACAGAAAAAUGGGAGAGUAUGGAACAUUUGAAAAAUAUCUACAAACAGGGAACUUUUCCUUUACCCGAGGAACCUUAUGGAUGGAAAGAUGAUCUGUAUUUUGGUCGUCAAAGACUUGCAAAUGCUAAUACCAUUCUCAUAAAACUGUGUACUGCCAUUCCAGAAAAGUUAGCUGUGACCGAGUCUAUUCUAGAGCCUAUGUUGGAGGGUAACAAGCUACAAGAUUUGUUAAAAGACAAGAGGAUAUAUAUUUGUGAUUUAGAGAUAUUAGAUGGAAUCAAAUGUCUCGACGGUAUAACGCUCUGUGCGCCUGUUGCUUUGUUUAUGGUUGACAAUAACAAAGAAUUACGCCCUAUUGCUAUCCAGUUGUAUCAGAAGCCAGGAGCAGAUAAUCCGGUAUUUUUACCAACAGAUCAUCCUUAUACGUGGAUUGUAGCUAAAAUGUGGUAUAAUAAUGCUGAUGCCGCUUACCAUCAAUCACUAACACAUCUUGCGUUUACACAUCUUGCCAUGGAAGGUGUAUCAGUUGCAACUCACAGAAAUUUAUCUCAAUCUCACCCAGUCUUCAAAAUAUUAGCUCCACAUUUUCUGUAUUUGUUGGCGAUCAACACUCGAGCUCUUCAAAAACUUGUAUCCCCAGGAGGUUGGAUCGAUAAAUCGAUGACUACUGGUGCUAAUGGAAUGUUUGAACUUGUCAGAAGGGGAAUAAAAGACUGGAGAGUCGAUGUAGAUGGAACCCUACCUGAAGAUUUGAAAAAUAGAGGGGUUGAAGAUGUGUGUGCUUUACCUAAUUAUCACUAUAGAGACGACGCUUUACUUUUAUACUACGCCAUUAAAAACUACGUCACUAAAUAUGUUGACCUUUAUUACGAUACCACAGAGAAAAUAGACGGUGAUUGGGAAUUACAGAGUUGGGCGAAGGAGUUAAGCUUAGAUAAAGAAAAGGGUGGGGUUGGGCUUCAGGGUGUACCUAAUGGCGGUGUAUUGAAGUGUAAAGAAGAUAUUAUACUAGUUAUAAACUGUGUAAUAUUUAACUGUAGUGUUACACAUGCUGCUGCUAACUUUCUACAAUACGAACAAUACGCAUUCCCUGCCAAUUACCCGAGUUUGAUGAGAGGCAGCCCACCUAAAACAAAGGAUCCCAUUGAGGAGAAGAAAGUAAUAGAAUAUUUACCGGAUAAACGCACAACUCUAGAUGUUAUGGUCGUUACUAAAAUAUUAAGUGGUCGAGGUACCAAUUGUCUUGGUGAUUUUGAAGUUCAGUAUGUUUUUGAUCCUAAAGCCGUGGACAUAGUGAAUCAGUUUCGAGCGGAUUUAAAAGUUAUCAGUCAAACCAUCAAAGACAGAAAUAAAACGAGGAAGCAUAAAUAUGAUAUUUUAGACCCAGAACUCAUUCCAAACGCUAUCAGCAUUUAAAACAACCAUUCUUUAUAAUAGUCUAAUAUCAGUUUCUCUGCUAAUUCCUAUCAACUAGUCAUAGGAGAUACUCGAUUGAACGUCCCGUAAUUGAAUUUUCACAAUCCCGACUCUAGAGAGAAUCGACUGCAUAUUUCGUCAAGGUCACGAGGUGUAAACAGAGUUAGAACACUUGAUUGUUGCCGAGGAUUGUGGGUUAGAGCUAGGGUUAGGGCUAGCGCUAGCCCUGUCUACAACUCUCGACCUUGAUGAAAUCUGCAGGUGGCCUUUAUAUUUAGACCAGACCGUGAAAGGGGGAAUGUUCGGCUACACGCAUGCUUGAAUGCAUAAGAACAUAUCUCCAGCCAGGACAGCUGAAACAUAUUCGUUGUGUUUAAUUACGUCAUGAUUCUUCUCACACCACCUCCGUGUGACUGGGCUGAAUUCUGGGCUGACGUUCCGGACUGACAAUCGAGCAUUCCCAUGAUUCAGUUGCCUACGCUACGUUUGUUGGAUAAGAAUGUGUUCUUGCUACAAAUGAAGUUCUCAGCAUCCUUUUAUGUAUUUUUGUCAGCUAAUUUUAUGUAUUUUUGUCAGCUAAUUUUAUGUAGUUUAAACCCAAUUUUACUGUUUUAACUGGUAAAAGGACACAACUUGGCUUCUAAUAUCUAUUUUAUUUUUAAAUCCUUUUCAUUUCAAUUUCGUGUCACUUCCCAGGAAUUGGAAUCCCAUAAAAUCGACUGUAUUUAAAGAAUACUAAUUUAAAAUUUUAACAAAGAAUAGAAUUCUCAAGUGACAGAUUUACCGCUUGAAUAUAUUUCUAUGUUAAAUUAUAUUUUUAUAUUUUGUUAUCUUUUAUUGUGUUAAAUUUUGGAUUAUUCUACUAACCCUAACGCAACUCUAG
This is a messenger RNA of Patella vulgata (common limpet), 3159 nucleotides long. Its product is annotated as polyunsaturated fatty acid 5-lipoxygenase. The record is from RefSeq and is a predicted model, not a curated record. The coding region runs from base 285 to 2276 and encodes 663 amino acids. Gene Ontology annotation, biological process: lipid oxidation. NCBI's taxonomy places the organism in Eukaryota, Metazoa, Mollusca, Gastropoda, Patellidae. The transcript has 15 exons. Gene Ontology annotation, molecular function: oxidoreductase activity, acting on single donors with incorporation of molecular oxygen, incorporation of two atoms of oxygen; metal ion binding; protein binding.